Trematosphaeria pertusa is the source of this 1821-nucleotide messenger RNA. RefSeq names its product WD40 repeat-like protein. Lineage: Eukaryota; Fungi; Ascomycota; Dothideomycetes; Pleosporales; Trematosphaeriaceae. Gene Ontology annotation, molecular function: protein binding. The coding region runs from base 1 to 1821 and encodes 606 amino acids. The transcript is spliced from 2 exons. The record is from RefSeq and is a predicted model, not a curated record.
AUGGCAUCCUGCGGUACAAGGACGAUCAGAAUCUGGAACAUCUCUACCGGCGAAGAGGUACACACGUUUGAGGCAUCUAAGCAAUGCAUUGGUCUCACCUACAACGAAGGUCUGCUUGUUCCUGCCUGUGACAAAAACUACCUUGCAUCAUGGAAUCUCCACGAGAACGGGACUCGGCUACCAGACAAACCGUGGGAUCCUGGUGAUGAGUGCGCAGAAGGCCCACUGCGGCGACCGCCGUCUGCCAUAUCGAUCUCCAUCGGACAAAAUAUGCUCGCAGCCGCGUAUCCCGGACGGCCUAUCAUAUUAUGGGACUUAGAAGAGGAUUCUUACUAUGGCAGCUGCGGGAAAAAGCUUGCAAGCGGUGAAACCAGCAAACAUCUCGUCACCGCACUAGUGUUCAAUCCUAACCCGGCAUUUGAAUUACUGGCAGCCUCAUACCUCGAUAGCGAACUCGCGCUAUUCGACCCUUUCGCCGGAUACGGUGUCAUUGACAUCUACGGUUUCGAAUCCUUGAAGCUGCUGUACAGAGUCAAGCCAUCCAACCUCUACAUCAAACAACUUGACUUCAGUAGAGAUAGUCUUCAUCUUGUCGACAUUCGGGGCUCGCAAUGCAACGUCUGGGAGCCAGCAGCCUUACAUCGGGCGUCUAUCUCUGAAGACAGCACGGAAUCUACAUCGCCCUUCGUCGAAGUAAUCGCAUCCGAGGCAAGAGUAAAAAUCAGUGCCAUCCUCCUUUCUAAUAAAGAGACGUAUGUCGCUUGCGGCAAAGACGACGGCUCUGUCUGCGUAUACGAGCUGCAGACUGGAACCCAAACGAACACACUGUACCAUCACAAGUCCCGAGUCCACAUUCUGACAUGGGUGCCAGGCGGAAAAAUCAUCAUGAGUGUCGAUACGUCGAACUCGAUACUAGCGUGGAGCGUAGAGGACUCAAAGGAAAAGACGCUGAUCACCGAUCAACAAAUAUUCCAGGCUCGUCUCGAUUGCGGAUACACGAUCACUCAGCUGCUUCCUAAUUCAGCCGCCAGCAAGUUCAUACUAUCGACCCGAGAAUCGGAUCAUCUGUGGAGAAUGGUGGGGAAGCAGGAACAGCUUCGUAUCCCACGUGAUAGUCCGGGGCUUUGCAAAUGGUUACAACACCCCCAGUCGGCCCAACAUGUCAUUUGUAUGGAUGGUGCGGCUGUUCGUAUCCACACUUGGGAUGACUGGUCACAGGUCAGAACCAUAUCCACGACGAUCGACAUGAGACAUCUUCAACUGAAGAGCGUCGUAUCAUGUAUGGUGAAUCGCAGACCUUCUAUCCUUAUCGAGCUGUCAGAGUUACAUGGAGGUGCUGAUACCCGCAGCCUAGGCCUGUUAGACUUAGAGCUUCUGCGCGUCGAAUCGGGCUCCGGAGAACCCGUAUCUCCCUUCGGGAAUGAUGAACGCAAGGAUACCGCAAUCUCAGUCACGACGAAGCAAUCCACCCGGGAGGCAUCUACUCCUCUAAGAAAGGAACAGCUGCGGAUAUUUUCCGGGCGCGUGUCCCACGUCAUCGGUAUUUCCGACGCUCGCAAGCUUAUCUUUCUUGACAAGCAUUCAUGGGUAUGCUCCGUUGGGCUAGAUGACGUGGACGGGAAGCGCAUUCAGUAUUCGCGGCACUUUUUCGUGCCAUAUGAUUGGUUUUCAGGAACACGGGGUAUUCACUGUGCUCUCUCGCGGCGAAAUAUACUGUUUGCAUGCAACGACAAUGUCGCAAUUGUGAAAGGUGGUCUGGAGUAUGCGGAGACUGUCAUAAUCCCACUCGCAGAGUCUGAGGCGAAGGGGACCGACGUGUAA